CUGGAUUUUAAAAAAAUCAUAUUUUGUGUCAAAAUAAUUUCUGGAUUAAAUUUUGUGCUGCAAAAAAUUAAUUUUUAAAAAAGAUGAUAAAAUUAUUUUCACUUUCGAUCAUAUUUCUAAUGGUAAUGAGUGCUUGUGGCAAGCCUCAACUGCCCCAGACAACACCAACUAUUCCAUCGUAUGUGAUUCUCCCACAAAUUCCAAACAACUUUACACCACCACCCCCAGGACAACCAUCAUCAUUCAGUAUUAAUCAAAUUCGAAAUCGUCGAGCAUCUGCCAACAAAACCGCCUUUUCCUCACCAUCUGCCUCCUUUUCCUCCUCCCGAUCAUCAUCUGAAGAAAAUCAAUCGAAAACCCAUAAAAAGAGUCCAAAUGGAAGUACGACAUUCAGAAAACCUGAACAACACGAUGAACCAAAAUUACUUGACUCAGGAAGGGCAAAAAUAGAAGCAUAUUCAGCUCCAUUGGCACAACUUGAUCUACCUGGAAUGAUGCCACCAGUUACACAUCGCAUGUUAAUCAAUGAAUCGAAUGCUGAUGGUUUAUUAGUCUUUACUACUCCUGGGACCACAACUGUAGCAACAACCAUACCAACAACAAUGACUUCUGGUGAUAUUAAAGAGACAACACUGGGAAAUGGACAUUGAUUUUUUUGUAAAGUGUUGAAAUGAAUAAAACUUAAGAUACAUUUUGGAUA
Molecule: messenger RNA, 700 nt
Organism: Chironomus riparius
Lineage: Eukaryota; Metazoa; Arthropoda; Insecta; Diptera; Chironomidae
Source: the annotation of a GenBank genome assembly